UGCAAAGGGCACAGAUUUUUGGCAAGGGUGGCUCAGGCAUCCCGCUCGGAGGCUGAGGUGAUGCUGCUAAUUAUAAGCCAGGAGAGCAAAGCUGUAAGAGUCAGGGCGAAGGUAUGCCGGGCACGACGUCAGCCCUGCCUCUCCUCACGGAUGAGUAACAAGAAUGAGCUGGAACGGGCUGGAAAGAGCUGAGCUUUUCUCCCGAGGCUGACGUAAUGUGCGGGACAAUGCCACGCCUCCAGGGAAUCGGGUAUAAAAACCUCCGGCGGCAGCAGCGAGGCAGAACGCUUCCAGAUCACUGGAAAGAGAACAGCAGCAGCAGCAGCAACAACAACAGCAGCAGCAGCAGCGAUGCUUUGCCGGAUGCACCUCGCACCCUUCGCCUCCAGCUCCCUGGCCAGCCGGCUGGGCACAGUGAGGACCCUGUGGCCGCACGCAGAGACCAUCUUCACCGAACUGCAGCAGGAGAUGGAGAAAGCUCGGGAGUUCAUGAGCAGCUUCGAGCAGCUCCUGAGCAACCACGGAGCCAUGGCCAUGGAGCAGAGCCCGAGCAGCAGCGUGAGCCUGAGCCAGAGCUCCGGGGACGGCUUCUCUGUGUGCCAGGACGUGAAGAACUUCGCUCCCGAGGAGCUGUCGGUGAAGGUGGUGGGCAGGAAGGUGGUGCUGGUGGGGCAGAAGGAGACUCAGAACGUCGAUGAGAAGGGCUCCUUCUCCUACAAGUACGAGGUGCUGAAGCGGGAGUGGGACGUGCCCGAGGAGGUGGACGCCGAGGCGCUGACCUGCUCCCUGUCCAAGGACGGGCAGCUCCGCAUCGAGGCCCCCAAGCUGGCACUGCCAGCUGCUCCUGAGAGGAGUGUGCCCAUCCAGGUCAGCCCUGCUGCCCCACAGACCGGACCAGCUUCUGAGAACGGAGCCACCAAAGCCCAGGUGUGAGAGGAUGGGACCCAAUGGCCACGGCAGGACCGGAGCAGACAGGAGCAAGUCUCGGGUUUAAGCCCAGACAAGCUUCAUCAGCAAUGAUGCCAUUUUUUCACUAAACUGGAAUGUUUUUGUAACCAAUAAAAAUACUUUUGCAUUGAA
This is a messenger RNA of Agelaius phoeniceus (red-winged blackbird), 1080 nucleotides long. It is a transcript of the gene HSPB9, whose product is annotated as heat shock protein family B (small) member 9. The record is from RefSeq and is a predicted model, not a curated record. Lineage: Eukaryota; Metazoa; Chordata; Aves; Passeriformes; Icteridae. Gene Ontology annotation, biological process: protein refolding; response to heat. Gene Ontology annotation, cellular component: cytoplasm; nucleus.